GUCUCUUCUCCAGGUGAUCUUUCCUGAACAGAGAGAUGAAAUCAGCAGAGAAACUCAUCAUCAUUGUUUGUUUUCUGUUUCAAGGUGUUUUGUGUAGAGAAUUCUCCAUCAGUCUACCACAGAGUGUAGAAGCUCUGAGAGGACUCUGUGCUCUCAUACCCUGCAGUUUUGAGAUUAAAGAAGAAUAUGAUGCAGACCUCAAGACAGAUCUUACAGGAAUCUGGACCAAAGACGGCGAUGACCAUAAGAAAAACCAAGUCUUUAACUCUAAAGUAACUAAAGAGAACAAGAUUGAAGGGGAAAUUAUAGGAGACCUCCACAUGAAGAACUGCACCACCAUCUUCUACAACAUCAGACAGAAUUACACUGGAAGAUAUUACUUUAGAUUAGAAACUUCAGGAAGACUGAAAGAGACGUUUACUUCAUCAGUAGAUAUAAGAGUGCGAGACUCUCCAAUCAGCCCCUCAAUAACACUGUAUAAGGAGGAUCAGGGGAAGGUGGAGGACCAAAAUGAGGUGGUGGAGGGAACUUCAGUGAGUCUCAUUUGCUCUGCUCCAGCUCCAUGUCCCUCUAACCUCCUCACUUUUACAUGGAACUUCCUGCCUGAGGAGAGGAGACAGGAGCAGAACCACAACACCAGCUUCAGUUCCUCUCAGCUGAACUUCAGCGCCACUCACCUGCAUCAUGGAGUCAAUUUCACCUGCACUGCCACCUACCAGCUCCAGAACAAGACCAAAUCAGAACAGAGCUCUUUUAGACUACAUGUUCUGUAUGCUCCUAGAAGCACGUCAGUAUCAGCGUCUCCAUCUGCUUCAGUGCUUUUGGGCAGUUCAGUGUCUCUGAGUUGCAGCAGUGAUGCAAACCCAGCAGUGCUGAACUACACCUGGUACAGAGAGAACGGAGAGCAGAUAGGAACCGGAAAACAUCUCACCAUCAACACGACUGAUUCUACACAGAGUGGUUUAUACUACUGUAGAGCUCAAAACCAGCUCGGAGAUCAGAACUCAUCUGUGUACCUGGAUGUUCAGUAUGCUCCUAGAAACACGUCAGUAUCAGCGUCUCCAUCUGCUUCAGUGCUUUUGGGCAGUUCAGUGUCUCUGAGUUGCAGCAGUGAUGCAAACCCAGCAGUGCUGAACUACACCUGGUACAGAGAGAACGGAGAGCAGAUAGGAACCGGAAAACAUCUCACCAUCAGCAAGACUGAUUCUACACAGAGUGGUUUAUACUACUGUAGAGCUCAAAACCAGCUCGGAGAUCACAACUCAUCUGUGUACCUGGAUGUUCAGUAUGCUCCUCAGGUCUCUCCCUCCUCCAGCUGUAACACCACUCAGGAUCUGAUCCUGUGUUCCUGUGAGGUUCAUGGAAAUCCGUCUCCUAAACUGGAGUGGCGUCUCUCAGGUCAAACUGUCCUGCCGUCAGAAGCCACGCCCAUCCAAGUGGAGUCUGUGGGCAGCACAAGUUUAAGAAGAUCCAUUUUGUUUUCCAUCCCUCAGUCAGUUAAGGACACGCCCACUCUGCAGUGUGUUGGCUCCAAUAAUCUGGGCCACGCCUCUCAGGUCUUCUUUAUAACUAAGGCUCAGAGGCCUGCUGAAGAACACAGACACACUGCAGUACUUUAUCUGGUUCUAUCUCUCUCUGUGGUUCUCCUUCUGUGUGUUGGUGUUAUUGGAUUUUUCAUCUACAAAUUAAAGCAAUUGUCCAGGAAAAUAAAGGUACUUCAAACACUAUCAUUAUUAUUAUAA
This is a messenger RNA of Pangasianodon hypophthalmus (striped catfish), 1742 nucleotides long. RefSeq names its product B-cell receptor CD22-like. The record is from RefSeq and is a predicted model, not a curated record. Bases 36 to 1742 code for a protein of 568 amino acids. The transcript has 8 exons. NCBI's taxonomy places the organism in Eukaryota, Metazoa, Chordata, Actinopteri, Siluriformes, Pangasiidae.